Messenger RNA from Ctenopharyngodon idella (grass carp), 10757 nucleotides. RefSeq names its product tectorin alpha (gene tecta). Gene Ontology annotation, molecular function: protein binding. NCBI's taxonomy places the organism in Eukaryota, Metazoa, Chordata, Actinopteri, Cypriniformes, Xenocyprididae. The transcript is spliced from 33 exons. The coding region runs from base 1644 to 9614 and encodes 2656 amino acids. Gene Ontology annotation, biological process: cell-matrix adhesion. The record is from RefSeq and is a predicted model, not a curated record.
AACAAUAUUUGAGAGGAAUAGGCCUUUUGUGUACAUAGAAAAAGUCUUAGACCUUUGAGUUCAGCACAUGAAAAAUGGGGGCGUUUAUAAUUUUGUUCAGUGUAGCUGCUAGGCAUUAUGGCUGCUGAUUGAACUGACUUGCCUAAUGGACUUUAAGGCCAUGCUAUAUUGUUAUUUGUGAAUAUAGUCAUGGCUAAGGGGCAUGGGUAGACACAAGUGCUAUUCAGCAAAAUGAUAAUCCACUAUGGCAGAUUGAUAUGGUGAACAGGUGUUUCACAUCAUAUCUGUUAAAGUUACCAUGAAAUCAUAACAAUGAACAAUUGUAUUUUUUUGGUAACUUUACAAUAAGGUUAAUUAGUUAACAUUAGUUAACAUGAACUAAUAAUGAACUGCACUUCUACAGCAUUUAUUAAUCUUUGUUAAUGUUAAAUUCAACAUUUACUAAUACAUUAUUAAAAUCAAGAGUUGUAUUUUGUUAACAUUAGUUAAUGCACUAUGAACUAACAUGAACAAACAAUGAACUGCUAUUUUUUUUUUGCUAACUAACAUUAACAAAGAUUAACAAAUACAGUAACGUAUUGCUCAUGGGUAGUUCAUGUUAGUUAAUACAUUAACUAAUGUUAACAAAUGAACCUUAUUGUAAAGUUUUACCAUUUUUAUUAACUAGCAUUAACAUAGAUUAAUAAAUACUGUAACAAAUGUAUUGCUUGUUGUUAGUUAAUGUUUGUUCAUGCAUUAAUGUUACCUAAUGAGACCUUGUUGUAAAAUGUAACCCUUUUUUAUUGUGUCAAAAAAAUGAAGUUAAACAGGAAUUACAAACUGGUUCUGUAUAUUGCUUAUCAGACACAUAAACAAAAAAUGUUGCUCUCUAAUAGUAAUGCAGCCCCAUCCACCCACUAUGGGUGUUUUAUAGUCUCUCUCUUGCUUUCUUCUCUCAAAAUUCAUCAUGUUCCAAGGUUUUGGAACAAGAUGAAUUUUGCUUUGAAGUGAAGUCUGUGAGAUAUACUUUGAAUGGACUUCACAGGAUGUUGUGACAGAUAUCUGUCUGUGCCGGUUUCAUUUUUGAGGAUUAGAUUUAGAUCACACUCUGCUCAGGAAAAGAAACCUACAGACAGAGUAACUCAGCAAGCCAAUAUUUUAGCAAUUAAGAUCUCUUUACUCCAAUAGUUUCAUCUGUCAAUACAAAAGAAACUCGGACCAGAGCGCUACAUCUGUUUGCACCACUGGAGUGUUCCCAUUGUGCUUUUGUAUAAAACAGCAGCAUAUGGGAGUCGGACAAAGUGUUAUUGGAUCUGAUUUCAAGGGCAGACCUUUCCAUACCCGUGCUAGUGUUACCUCUUUUAGACAUCAUAAAAGGAUAGAAGAAUGAUUGUUCUGUGACCACAAGCUUUCCAUGUGACACAUGUGCAUCAUCUCAUUUGUCCAUUUCUGUCUAUUCUUUUUGCUAUUUUUGAGUCGGGGGUUGUGGGACACCCCCGGCCCUGACCCACGAGGCCGCAGGUUAAGAGGUCCAUUCCUGGAUGCUGUUUGUCCAUAGCCAUCGGGGGACUAGUAUCAGAACCAGACAGGAGGCCCACCAUCAAUGUACUCCUAUUUGACCUCCAGAUCAAAUCUGAAGGUGUGAGAGUGGGAGGAGAGGUGAGAUGGAGACAGAGGAAACAGAAGGACGCACUUUAGUGCAGGUGAUCAGUGAGAAGUACAGCCCAGAAAACUUCCCAUACUGCCGUGGGCCAGGAGUUGGAGUGGUGAUCCGGUCAAGUCCCCAGGGUUCACCUGUCAAAGAUCGUCUGAAUCUGCCCAGCAUCCUGGUUCUGGAUGGUUGUGGAAUCACGGAGGCCGGAGAUGAAGAGGAGGUGGCCACUUUCUGUGCUCAUGUGGUUGAGCUAGACCUCUCUCACAACCAGUUAAAAGACUGGGGAGAGAUAAGCAAGAUCCUGUCUAACAUCCCUAAUCUAGACUUUCUCAAUCUGAGUAUGAAUCCACUGAGAGGGUCGAAUCUGGAUCCUGGUACUGCUGAAGCAUUCUCAGGCCUCCGCCGCCUUGUGCUCAAUAACACACAUGUCACCUGGGACAUGGUGCACACACUUACACGAGAGACCCCAGAGCUGGAGGAGUUGUUUCUGUGUCUGAAUGAGUAUGAGAACGUGAGUUUGUCAUCUAUAUCGUACCCAUCCCUGCGCCUGCUGCAUAUCACAGAUAACCAGCUGCAGAAAUGGGUGGAGGUGCGAAAGCUGGGCCUCAUAUAUCCAGGCCUGGUGUCUCUUAUCCUGGCAAACAACUCUCUCUCGUCUAUUCACGAGCCUGAGGACUCCCUACAUAGACUCUUCCCCAACCUGCGGAGCAUAAACCUACACAACUCAGGUCUAAGUCGCUGGGAGGACAUUGAGAAACUGAAUUUCUUCCCAAAGCUUCAAGAGGUCAGAGUGAUGGGUAUUCCUUUACUGCAGCCCUACACCGAUCAGGAGAGACGUUGUCUUAUGGUAGCACAGUUGCCUAAUGUGACUGUAUUGAACGGCAGUGUUGUCACUGAUGGAGAAAGAGAGGAUGCAGAACGCUUUUUCAUCCGUUACCACCUGGACUGCCCUGAGGAUGAGCUACCACAGAGGUACCACACUUUGGUAGCACGCUAUGGCCGCCUAGCCCCACUUGCGGAAGUGGAUUUGCGCCCUCUCUGCCAUGUCCAAGUAGAGGUGCAUUUCGGGGACCAGACAGAGCCCCUAGCGCUCAGAUUGGAUCAGACAGUGGGAGACCUAAAGAAGCAGUUGAGAGCCGUGGUCCAGCUACCUCCAAACAAGAUACGUGUGUACUAUAUCGACCGUCAGCUUGGCUACGCAUUAGAGCCUCAGGAGAUGAAAUAUGGAGCUCGAGCACUUCAUUCCUACAGUAUACGAGAUGGAGAUGAGAUCUUGGUGGUGCCUAAGACACAAUGUAAAAUUCCUCUGUGUGUGCAAGCACACUUGGCAAUAAAGCUCUUUCUGAUUCUCUAUGUUUCCCAGGUGUUUAGGAUGGUCAGAACAGGCACUUUACUCUUUCUGCUCCAGCUUUUCAGCACCCUUGCUCCCAGAGGAGCAUUUUCUCAGGAUACCCUCUACCCCUUUGGACCAGCCCACAGGGAUUUAGAAACCCCUAAGAUGGAUGAUGGCAGCUCUCCAGAGAUUCCACUACUAAUUCCAUUCAUAUUCUUCAAUGUGCCCUAUAGGUCCCUUUAUGUCAACAACAAUGGAGUGAUCUCCUUCAACAUUCAGGUGAGUCAAUUCACUCCAGAGGCUUUCCCCCUCAGUGACAGCCGUUCCUUCAUUGCCCCUCUAUGGGCUGACGUACAUAAUGGUAUCCGUGGAGAUGUGUACUACCGUGAGAGCUCAGACCCAGAGAUCCUGGAGAGGGCCACUCAGGAUGUCAGAAAGUAUUUCAAGAGUAUGGUAUCCUUCACUGCCACCUGGAUCUUUAUUGCUACCUGGAAUCAGGUCACCUUUUAUGGAGGUAGCCAGACAACACCGGUAAAUACAUUUCAGGCAGUUUUGAUCUCAGAUGGCCAAGCUUAUUUUGCGAUGUUUAACUAUGGAGAGAUCAGUUGGAGCACAGGCACAGCUAGUGGAGGAGACCCUCUUACAGGCUUGGGAGGAACCACAGCACAGGCAGGCUUCAAUGGUGGAGAUGUCAGCCAUUUCUUUAAUCUUCCCGGAUCACGCUCGAACGAAGUGGUCAACAUUGAACAGACCACUAAUGUUAACGUGCCUGGACGGUGGUUCUUCCGCAUUGAUGCCGACCAGAUAGACCCAGCAAAUGGCUGCAGCUACACUGGGCGGUUUUACCGGCGUGGGGAGGUUUUCUGGCUAUCAGACCAGUGCACUCAACGAUGUAGGUGUCUUGAUCUGGAUAAUGAGGUCAUCUGCCAGGAAACUCCAUGUGGUCAAUUAGAGACCUGUGAACAAGUGGAGGGGGCUUACUACUGCCAGCCUACCCGCACCAGCACCUGUGUGGUGUUUGGAGACCCCCAUUACCACACUUUUGAUGGAUUUCUGUAUCACUUCCAGGGCACUUGCUCAUACCUGUUGGCUCGUCCAUGCUGGGAAAUGCCUGGUUUGCCCUUCUUCAGUGUGGAGGCCAAGAAUGAAAACCGUGGUGUGACCACUGUGUCCUGGCUACGGGACGUGACAGUAGAGGUGUACAGCCACCGUGUCACACUACCCAAAGGGACUCUGGGAACUGUGCAGGUGGAUGGCCUGAUAAAGACUCUCCCUGUUCAACUUCAACUAGGCGCAGUCAAGGUAUACCAAUCUGGUGUUGCUGUCGCUUUGGAAACAGACUUUGGUCUCUUGGUGACCUAUGACGGAUUGCACUACGCCUCCAUCUCCCUCCCCAGCUCUUAUUUCAACAACACUUGCGGCCUAUGUGGUAACUACAACGAUGACCCCGCCGAUGACCCCGUGUUGCCAGAUGGCUCUCUGGCAGAGAGCGUAGUGGAACUGGGUGGUAGCUGGCGAGCCGAGGACACAGAUUUUCGUUGUACAGAUGGCUGUGCCCAGAACUGUAGCUUGUGUGAACCGGCAGCUGAAGCAUUUUAUUUUCGCUCAGACUACUGUGGGCUGAUCAAUAAAACUGAUGGGCCAUUCAGAGACUGUAGGGCUGUGGUAGAUCCUACAGCAUUUGUGUACAGCUGUGUUUAUGAUAUGUGCAGCAAUCGCGAUAACAUCACCACCUUGUGCCAGGCUAUACAGGCAUAUGCACUUGCAUGCCAGGCCCUGGGAGUCACUAUACGACCCUGGAGAUCACGUUCUUUCUGUGCGUUGACAUGCCCUGAGAACAGCCACUACCAAGUCUGCACGAGUGCAUGUCCUGCCUCCUGUUCCGACCUGACGUCUCACCUCUACUGCACCCAUCCAUGCACUGAGGGCUGUCAGUGUGACCAGGGCUAUGUGCUGAGUGGUAGUCGCUGUGUCCGCCGAUCUGAGUGUGGAUGUGAACGUGACGGCCUGUACUAUGCCCUAAAUGAAACCUUCUGGGCAGGAGAAGGGGGUGAGGUAGGUGCAGAAUGCACCCAGCGUUGUGUGUGUGGCCCCGCAGGUGAAGUAACAUGCUUCAAUGACUCUUGUGGUGAAGGCGAGGUGUGUGCAGCAGAAGUUGGGUUGUUGGGGUGUUACCCUCGUCGUGAAGCAGUCUGUUCGCUGUCCCAGUCUCAAAUACUGGCCACGUUUGAUGGGUCCACAAUGCCGUUCCCUGAUGAGAGCUCAUUCUACCUGGUAAAGACUUUGGGACGCUUGCCUGCAAAUGUUACUUCAGUGGAGGUGAAGAUUGGCAGAAAGCUGGUGAAUAAGGGCCCAACAUGGCUACGGCCAGUGGUCGUUAGGGUGGGACAUUUGGAAGCACAGAUAGGUGGCUCGGAUUUCGACUUGAUCAAGGUCAAUGGUGAACCAUCGAUUCUUCCUUAUGUCCACCCAGUGGAGCCUCUAAUGAUAUAUCGGUCCUCUGGUAAUACCACAGUGAUUGAAUGGAGUGGUUUAGUCCGCACCCGAUAUUCACGUCAAGGCCUGCUAAACAUCACUCUUUCUACUCUCUUUUACAACACCACCUGUGGUCUCUGUGGUUUCUUCAAUGGAGAUCCAAUUGACGACCUCCGCCUACCUAGCGGAAGGCAGGCCGAUACAGCCGACCAGUUUAUUGAAGGCUGGAGAGCCAUUGCAGAUGAUCUGACAUGCAAUGGUGAUUGUGAGGACUUGUAUCGUAUGUGUACAGAUUUAAGGCUGUACCAGAGCCCGUGGCUGUGUGGAAACAUCAAUGACCUGGUAAACAGCUCAUUCCUGGCUUGCCACACGGCUGUUAAUCCCUCUCCUUUCUUCAGGAACUGCCUCUACAACAUGUGUGUACGGGAGGGAAACCGUUCUGCCCUGUGUAACUCCCUCCAGGCAUAUGCUUCAGCUUGUCAGGAUGCUCAGAUCAACCUGGGAGCCUGGAGGAGUGCUACCAACUGCCCUCUACCCUGCCCAGAAAACAGUCAUUUCGAUGAGUGUACAUCUGCAUGCCCUCUCACUUGCUCUAACCUGGAUGAUCCAGAGGAGCCAUGCCCUCUACCCUGCUCCGAAGGAUGCCAGUGUGAGGAGGGCUUUGCCCUCCGUGAUGGCAUCUGUGUGGCACGUAGUGACUGCGGCUGCUUUUACCUGGGUCGCCAGCUGGCCACCAAUGAGACAUUCUGGACCGACUGGGAGUGCCAGGAGCGCUGCUACUGUAAUGGCACAGACAACAGUGUCUACUGCACCUUCUCACCCUGUCACCCAGAGGAGUACUGCCAGGAGAAUGAAGGCCUAUUUUUCUGCCAGCCGAGGACUGAUGCCAUGUGUGUUGUUGCUGGAUAUGGCCACUUUUUGCCAUUUGGAGGUGUACCAUUUGACCUCCAAAGCAGCUGUACUCUUCGUCUGGUCACUACUGAGUGUGGAGAACGGGACGAGAAUGGGUUUGGUGGACUAGACAGUGCAGAGACAGUUCUGGGAGGACUGCCCAUGUUCCAGUUUUCAGUUCGGAAUGAAGAGAGAGACACAAGCCAGACUAUAUGGGUGCGGGGAUUUGUUUUGGAGGUCUAUGGAUAUGAAAUUGAGGUGUCACGAAGCUUCAAACACACAGUAACGGUGAAUAAAGAGCGCCUUUAUCUGCCUAUAAAACUUGGCCCAGGGAAAGUCAACAUCUACACCCUUGGUCUGCAGUUACUUGUGGAGACUGACUUUGGUCUGAAGGUGGCUUUUGACUGGAAUACUCUACUGCUCCUCACUCUUCCUCGCAGUCUCUUUAACGCCACCUGUGGGCUCUGCCAAGGAAUGCCCAUUUCUGGUCCCACUCUAAGUGUCAGCGAAUGGGGCAUGGCAUGGGCAGACCGUGACACCUUCUGCCAAGUGGGUUGUGGGGACUCCUGCCCACGCUGUGGAUUGGUUGAGAGGGGCCUGGCUGCUGAGGUCCCCGCCCAAGUAACAGAUGCUGUUGGUAACAUUGACAUGGAUAACGGUAACCCAGGAAACCGUUUUCACCUUGCUGAAGGGCUGUAUGUUUAUGUCGAGCCUGAGGCAGUGAGAUUAUGUGGACUUAUUAUAGACCGUGGAGGUGUGUUUGCACGGUGUCACAGCAAAGUGGCACCAGCCUACUUCUAUCAAAGUUGUCUUCAGGAUACGUGUGUGGAUCAAGGUGCGAGAGAGACCAUCUGUAAUUGGCUACAGAUUUAUGCCAGUACCUGUCAGAUACAAGGAGUGUCUGUCAUUGGCUGGAGAAGUUCCACACCCUGCGUGCUGUCAUGCCCUGUGAACAGCCACUAUUCCAGCUGUGUGAUGGUGUGCCAGCCGCAAUGUGCCCCUGCACGUGGACAGAGAGACUGUAACCAGUACUGUGUUGAAGGGUGCCAGUGUGACCAGGGCUAUGUGCUCAACGGCAAGAGCUGUAUCCUCAGUCAGAACUGUGGAUGCUACACGGAUGGUAAAUACUAUGAGCCUAAGCAGUUGUUCUGGAACAGUGACUGCACUAAACGCUGUCAGUGUAUUGGACGGAAUCUGAUUCAGUGUGACCCACGACGAUGUAAAUCAGAGGAGGAAUGCGUUCUACGUCAUGGUGUGCGAGGAUGCUUUACCCGACGUAACCAGCACUGUGUGGCAUCAGGCGGUGGCGUCUUCCGUACUUUCGAUGGUGCCUCUCUUCGUUUACCUGCCUCAUGUUCCUUUGUUCUUUCAACGAUCUGUCACAAGCUGCCAGAGUUAUCUUUUCAGCUCAUUGCCAAUUUUGACAAAUGGAGUACACCCAACCUAACCACCAUCUCCCAUGCUUACCUCUACAUCAACGAGGAGAACAUUCUCAUCUCGGGAAAUACAGUCAAGGUAAAUGGUACGCCCGUGUCCGUACCUUUUGUCACAGGUCUAAUGACAAGAGUAUCCACAUCAGAAGGAUUCCUAGUGAUUGACACUCCUCAGGACAUCCAGGUGCGCUAUAACCGAUUCAACACCCUUAGCAUUACGAUGGGCCCACGGCUGCAGAACAAGGUGUGUGGACUGUGUGGGAACUUCAACGGGGACCCCACUGAUGAUUAUAUCACCUCGCGUGGAAAACCUGCCGUCAGUGCUCUGGAGCUCGCUCAGAGCUGGAAAACCAACGGCAUGCAGAACAGUUGUGAUGAGACACAGUAUGUGGCCCUGGCUCAGUCCUGUGAUAAUACAGCAGUAUCAGAGCUCCAGGGGGAGGACAACUGUCUGAAACUCACAGAUUUGAAAGGUUUCUUCCAGCCCUGCUAUGGUCUGCUGGACCCUCACCCCUUCUACCAGUCCUGCUACAUGGAUGGCUGCUACAACCACCGUAAGGCCCAGGUGUGCGGCUCCAUGGCAGCCUACGCUGAGGCCUGCCGUUCUUUCGGCACACUUACCACCAAAUGGAUCGCCCAGGAAAACUGCUCAGAAUGGAUCUAUGACCCCUGUGCAGGAGAGAUCUGCUCUAACAACACAUGUGAGCAGGAGAAUGGAGGAGAUCUGUGUGGCUGCCCUGAGCUACCUAGCACUGACAUUAGUGAAGAUGACAUCAUCCAGGCGGAGGUGACCUGUAAACAUGCUCAGAUGGAGGUCUCUAUCUCUAAGUGCCGUCUGUUUCAGUUGGGCUUUGAGAGAGAGGAUGUACGAAUUAACGACCAGCACUGUGCUGGUAUCGAGGGAGAGGAUUUCAUCUCUUUCCAUAUCAACAAUACCAAGGGACAUUGUGGCUCUAUUGUACAGUCAAAUGGAACACACAUUAUGUACAAGAACACGGUGUGGAUUGAGAGUGUGAACAACACAGGGAAUGUAGUGACACGUGAUAAGACGAUCAAUGUGGAGUUUUCUUGUGCUUAUGAACUGGACAUCAAGAUCUCUCUGGAGACAGUACUGAAGCCAAUGCUCAGUGUAAUAAACCUCACACUGCCGACCCAAGAGGGCAACUUCAUCACAAAAAUGGCCCUGUAUAAAAAUGCUUCAUACCGACACCCAUACCGCGAGGGAGAGGUGGUGCUGAGCACCAGGGAUGUUCUGUUUGUGGGGGUGUUUGUGGAAGGAGCAGAUGAUAAACAGCUUAUUCUCAUUGUGAACAUGUGCUGGGCUACACCAUCUCGUUACAGCAGCGAUCGCCUUCGUUACAUUAUCAUAGAGAGAGGGUGUCCUAACAUCAAGGAUAACACUAUAGGCAUGGCUGAGAAUGGCGUGUCCCUCACCUGCCGCUUCCACGUCACCGUCUUUAAGUUUAUUGGUGAUUAUGAUGAGGUGCAUUUGCACUGUGACGUCUCUCUGUGUGACUCAGAGACCAACACCUGCAAAGUGAAUUGUCCUCAUAACAAACGAAGUUAUACAGAUUACAGUCAGCAUAAAGAACAAAUCCUGUCAGUGGGACCAAUCAGAAGAAGAGACUCAGACUGGUGUGAAGAGGAUAAUGGUGGCUGUGAGCAGAUCUGCACUAGUCAAGUAACAGGCGCUGUGUGCAGCUGUGUGACAGGAAUGCUGCAAAGAGAUGGGAAGAGCUGCCGAGUCACCAGUAUGAGUACUGACCUUCAACCCCUGCUUCUUCUGGCAGCUGCUGUUGUAAGCACUAACAUCUUACUGCAAACACACACCUCAAUUUUGUUCUCUUAACACCCACCAAGCAAGGCCAAGGGAGAGAGAGGCGUAUAAAGACAAAAGAGAGAAGCAAAACAGCCAGUGAGGGGAUAUGCAUGUGAUGCAUCAGCAGCCCUGCAGUGAAGACCACCUCUGAGCAGUUCCCUUCAGCGAAGUGAAAACUGUGAUCAAAUACAACCAAGUGAUCCUUCACCAGCUGGAUAUCUCAGACAUAAAACAACGUGGUUCGGUCCAACAUAAAUACAUGACACCCUUCAGACCCUGAAAGAAUCCAACUCUUUUCUUUUGCGCAACAUCUAAACGCCAUAAACCAAAAAAAAGAGAGAAACUGUCACUUUGAAAUGUAGUGAUAGAGAGACAGCUACUGAAUAUUUCACAGCCACUAAUGACAUAUUAGCAAGUAUUUCUUAUUAGAUGAUGAGUUUUCCUGAGAAUCACUGAAGAGUGAGAGCACAUGUUGCAAGAAUGGAUGAUAAUUCUCAACACGUUAUGUUGUUUUUGUUUUUUAUUUAGUUGAUUUGAUGAAAUGCAUAUCCUCUCCUGCUCUAAUUCUCAAUAUGCCAAUUGUUUGUUAUUUAAACCCCUUUUUUGCCAUACUAAAGUAAUGCUGAGAUCAAAAUGCCAAUCAACAUUUGCAUUGCUUUGUAUUCCUGUGGAUACAAAUGAGUGAAUAGCGUUCGGUACCAACACACAAUGUUCCUGAGUAGCCAACUUUUAAAGCAUCACUUAUUUAAGCUGUAUAUAGUAGGCCAUGUUUGAUGGAUGUGAACACUUUUGCCCUGUACAAUAAAUACUCAAAUGUACUGUAUGAAUCACUGACAUGAAGUGAUUUUUUAGAAUCAUCGAUUCCAUUUGCAAUUUAGUCUGGCAAUAUCACCCAUACUUGACUUGAUGAUGAUAUUAAUGAAAGAUUCAAGGACUGUUUCUAAUCACUUCCCUCAUGACACCACACAGCUGAACUAUACUUCAUUUCCUGAAGGUUUGGGACAGCCAUAACACCAUGGUAACUUGUGUAGUCAGCUGUAGUCACUUACGUAGUCAAGUGACCGAACCCUUGAUGACCAUACUUACUGUAACAAUGUUUUCUUAUUCUAGGGAUUGUUUGUUUGUUUGUUUUUAAUCCGAUAUGAUUUAUUUGAGAAUAAAGUGAGCAAUUCA